GCGGUAUCAGGCAGAGGCUGAGCGAGCGGGCGGGCUGGUUGCUAAGAUUUAGUAAAGCGCAACGUUCACGCCUUUCUCCUCAGGCUGGAGCUCUUGGACGAGCCCUCAGAUUCAGCACACUCCUGGGACGGACUCCUCGGCUCACUCAAGCCUCCUGUGGCUGACAGAUGAUGCUGUGCUCCGAUCUCUGUCUCCCACAGUCAGAGCCCUGCCAAGGAUGGACCCCCUGGGCACCAUGGAGCACUGUGAGGACAAGAAGGCUGGGAGCCCAAAUCAAGAGCCUGCUUUGUGGCAAGCCCUUCCUGUUCUGUCAGAGCAGCAGUCCAGGGACGUGGAGCUGGUGCUGGCCUAUGCUGCGCCCAUCCUUGACAAGCGCCAGACCUCACGACUACUCAAAGAAGUAUCAGCCGUUCAUCCGCUGCCCGCCCAGCCUCACCUCAAAAGGGUUCGGCCAAGCCAUGAUGCCAGCCGUCCACACAUGCUGGAGAUACUGCUGUGUUUGGCAGGACCGGUUGCAGGCACACGAUCACUGGCUGAGCUCCUCCCAUGGCCAGCAGUGGACCCCCAUGGCCUGGGGCAGCCCUUCCUGGUGCCUGUGCCUGCCUGGCCGCCUCUGACCAGGGGCCAGUUUGAGGAGGCACGUGCCCACUGGCCCACAUCGUUCCAUGAGGACAAGCAUGUGACCCGAGCUCUAGCUGGGCGACUUUUCUCGGCACAGGAGCAGGCUGAGAUGCAGGGCUACAUGGAGCGGGCUGUGCGGGUGGCACAACAGGCGGCUGCCAGGGGCCUAAGGGCUGUGGGGGCGGUGGUUGUGGACCCAGCCUCAGGACGGGUGCUAGCCACAGGCCAUGACUGCAGCAGUGCAGCCAGUCCCCUGCUGCAUGCCACCAUGGUGUGCAUUGACUUGGUAGCCCAGGGACAGGGUCAAGGCACCUAUGACUUCAGGCCUCAUCCCGCCUGCUCCUUUGCCCCAGCUGCUACCCCUCUGGGUGACCAGACUGUCUCUGUGCGCAAGAUGGAUGAAGACAUGGACAUGGAGGAGGAUGGCCUCCCCUACGUGUGCACUGGCUAUGACCUCUACAUUACCCGUGAGCCCUGUGCCAUGUGUGCUAUGGCUCUGGUGCACUCCCGUGUGCAGCGUGUUUUCUAUGGGGCACCCUCACCUGAUGGUGCCCUGGGAACCCGUUUCCGCAUCCAUGCGCGGCCUGACCUCAACCACCGUUUCCAAGUGUUCCACGGUGUGCUGGAGGCCCAGUGCCGCCAGCUGGACCCCGACACAUAGGUGCUGUGCUUGUUGGCUCCAGACUGUCCUCUACUCUGCCAGCUUCAUCCUCCUCUCAGAUCCAUGUGGGCCCUGGCUCCCUUACUUUCAUCCAAGGGCUGCAAUCCUGUUUGUGGAUUUCAGGGACAUGCCUCCCAGCCCUGGAGCCCGUGCCCACACCAUUCCCACUGGUGUGUGGGGCUGCAUUUCCGCUAGACCAAGGUUCUCCGUAGGCUGGAGCUUACUGAGGGUCUAGUCAGACCUCGUCACUGAGCACUCAGGCCUCCCUCCUUCAUCUGCCUUCACUCUGAGCCCAUGGGUUCACUGGGGUUGUGUCCCCUUUGUCUCAAGUCUGACCAGUGAAAAUAAUAAACACAACCCCCAAACCAGGCUGGUGUUUAUUGAGAAUUG
This is a messenger RNA of Pteronotus mesoamericanus, 1672 nucleotides long. RefSeq names its product adenosine deaminase tRNA specific 3 (gene ADAT3). Gene Ontology annotation, cellular component: cytoplasm; nucleus. Lineage: Eukaryota; Metazoa; Chordata; Mammalia; Chiroptera; Mormoopidae. Gene Ontology annotation, molecular function: tRNA-specific adenosine-34 deaminase activity. The coding region runs from base 218 to 1282 and encodes 354 amino acids. The record is from RefSeq and is a predicted model, not a curated record. The transcript is spliced from 2 exons.